GACAAGAGAGAAAAUCAUAGGGGAUCCACUGGCAGCCUCCUGGAGCCCAGCAGCAAUUAGGCACCAGUGACAAGAGACCAGGUAAGAAAUUAAUACAGGAAGCCCACCACUAUCUAUAGGGACAGAUGCCAGUAAAGGACUUAUCACACCUCCUCGCAGAGCAUUACCAAAGGACUCAUUGGCAACUACUAGCCAUUCAAUAGCACCAAAGACUAACGAUACCCUUGAAUACAAGGGGAGAACUACAGAAGACACCAGUGCACUGACACAGGAACCCGACAAAGUCGUCCUCUUGACCCUCUUCAUCCAGGGUGUCCAUACCUGUAGUGUAAGGAGGCUGACCUCAUGUAUCCGCUGGGCUUUCUGCCACUGCUCCUUCUUGUGUUCUGCCAGGGAGCUCUCCAGGACAGUACCCGCUGGCCCUGGCGCCGCAGUUUCCGCUGGGAGAGUAAUGGACGCACGUUUAGCCUGCAAAGCUUAGGGUCUGACCACAGAGCUGGGACCUUCUACAUCUCCGAGGUCAGCAAGCCCGGAGAGGCCAGCCCAGGGGAGAUUCGCAGUCCGCUGUCCAGGGUUCGGAAUUCCAAGCAUCAGCGGGAUGGAACGCAGCCGAUCCGCAAGGUUAAGCAGUCUGUCACCGUGAGAAUCCCCAUCACUGCUAGGACUGACAUAGCCAAGCACAGGGUAACACUGCCCGGGAGUUAUAUCAGUACCGUCAACUAUACGGCCACAGCGAGAGGGUCUGCUUCAAAAAGUGAAGUCAUGCAAAAGGCUGCUACACAGAUAAUUGAUGCACCCCAGGUAUACCCUACACAGAGUUAUGAAGACAUCCUGAGGAAUGAUGUCACUCCCAGGAUCUCUACACAAACUUAUGCAACGCCCAGAAUUCCUACUCAGAGAAAUGAGGCAAUCCAGAGAUAUGACAUCACCCAGAGACAAGCUACACAGCGCAGUGAUGUCAUCCAGAGGCUCUCCACUGCCAGGAGUGAUGUUAUCCAUAGGACUAAUCCUGUACAGGGUGGUGGUGUCAUCCAAAGAACUACACAGAGCGGUGAUGUCACCCAAAGAAUCUCAACUGCAAGAAGUGGUGUUACCUCUAGAAAUGCUGUACAGACUGGUGAUGUCAUCCAGAGAAGUACUCAGAGCAGUACUCAGACUGGUGAUGUCAUCCAGAGAAGUACUCAGAGCAGUGAUGUCAUCCAGAGAAGUACUCAGACUGGUGAUGUCAUCCAGAGAAGUACUCAGAUUGGUGAUGUCAUCCACAGAAGUACUCAGACUGGUGAUGUCAUCCAGAGAAGUACUCAGAGCAGUGAAGCAGUGCAGGCCAGCGCAGCUUUAACCGAGAGAAGCCAGACCACACAGAGAACACCCACGAAAAGAAACAACAUUAUUACCAGAACUCCCAGCCAGAGGACGGAAAAUGUAGAAAGAACAAACGCCAAGCAAAAUGACGUCACGCCAGCAGGUGGCAGGCAAGUUCCUGUGGAAGCCCCUCGUCAGGUCAGACCGGCUGGGUCCCCCCCUGCCAGGCAGAGAAUGGCAGGGGAUGACCCUAGGAACCCCUACAGGAGUCCGAAUAUGGUGCCUUAUAUAGCUCCCUCAGUGAGGAGGACUGCAACCCGAUAUUUACAGUACGGUAAGGCAUUUUCACAUACAUUAUUCUAUGAUUUAUAUUGGGGAUGGAUUGCCAAUAUUCUAUACAUUUAACGUUUUGGAAAAGCAGCACAAUUUGUACACAAACUGACAGCAAUCACACUACUAUCACUCUCAGACAGCUAGUACAUGUUAGGAUCAGUGAGAUCCCAGCACAGACAGUGCUGUUACUGAUAUGAGUUUGAUUGCUAUCAGCCAUCACACUCCUAUCAAUCUCAGUCAGUCAGCCAAGUACAUUACAGUAGAUUGCCUGCAGCUGAGGGAGUGAUGGCUCGUCAUUGGCUGGUGGCUAGAUUUUCUGGAUGUGGUGAAUGGGAGAGGUGAGUAUGUUAUCUGUAAUAUUGGUCAAUUACCAGACCAAUGCAGAUUAUCAGAAAUAUGCCAAAUAAGGGCUCUAGGUCUAUCCCUAAUGUAUACUGGUUUAUAUUCUAAAGUGAGAAACACAAGAUCAAAACAGCCAAACUAGGGAAAAAAUGAAGUCAGUUAUGCUUUUACUUUGGCUACUCCAACCUUACAUUUGGAAUUCACUUUAAAUCCUCACUCACUACCUCUAUAAAUAAACAUAGAGAGUAUUUUUCAAUGCCACAAGCAGACAACUCAUCUUGGAACUUCAUGGUUUGUUUAACUCAGUGGAGAGCUAAGGUUAUUGCCCAGAGCACCUGCCUUGCAAUGAUUUCUCAUUGAGAAGUCUGUGAUUGGACAGUCACAUGAAGUCUGCGCUGGGGAAGAAGGGAUCUGGGGUAGAGAUCUUCCACUUUUGCAUACAGUUUUUUUAUAUAUACCCUAAAUGAAACAGAAUGCAUAAUUAAAUGCAUACAUGUUUUCAAUAAGAGUUUAUCUACUAAGCAGUGGUUUUAAAAAAAUAAUUGUAUUUAGACAGUGAGUUGUCCUGCUAAUAAUGAGUAACCUAGUGUGAAAAGACACAUAUGGCAAAUUUGGCAAUAUUGGUGAGUAUGAAUCUGACACAGAGGGGGUGUGAGGCCAGCAUGCAUUUAUGCCAUUUUAUGUCACGUGACGUACCUUGCUGUAAACUGCGUAUGUGCAAAGGUAAGGUAAAAACUGCUGCCUGGUAAGGUAAAAACUGAAAAAGUACAGAAAUACAUAAAGCUGCAUCCACCAUAACUGAAUCCAACAUUCAGUUAAGUAAUCACUUGGAUUCUGUGAGAAGCAAAACUGGCACCAGGAGGGCUACUGCAUCCUCAAAGACCAUGAAUGCAAACAGAACUGAAACUGGAUAGUAACAGGGUUAUUCACUGAAGUGAGAAUUCACAGUGAAUUUCAAAUUUAAGGCCAAAAUAGCCAAUCUGAAAAAAAUCUCUAUGCCAACUAUGCUUCCAGAUCGUCUACUUUGGCCUUAAAUUUAAAACUCAUAUUGAAUUUACAAUUUAGUGGAUAACACUGGAAAUAUAUUGCAAAAGCACCGAUUGAGUAAAAAUAAGUUGUUUUACAUGAUCAUACUGCCAUACACGUUUCAUGUGCCACUAAUUUGUUCACUGGUUUCUACUCUGUGCAGUGGGAUUUUAAAUCGCUCGUGCAUGAGAUGUCCCUUACUUCAUCUUUUGAUAUAUCUUGACUGUGUAGGAAUUGCAUUGAAAUUCUGCCACCGUCUGUAUUGUUUUUUUCAUAAACAUUCUAUCAAAGAAAUUAGUCUCAUUAUGAGAAACUCAAAGGAUACGUCAAAUUUAGAGAAAUUAGAUCAAAAUGCUCUAUCCAAAUAGGUUUCUUAUGAGGUUUAAACAUACACUUUAAUAUGAUCGAUAAAGCAUAACAUUUAAUCAAAAUUCUGUUAAAAAGGUGUAUAAAAAUAUCUAAUCAAAAAUGGAAGAAACUUGGGAUAUUUACAAAAUACACUCCAAUUAACAGGUAUCUGGAACUAGAUAAUAGGAUAUGUGUAUGUAGAUUGGCCCGUUUUACAUAAACAUACUCCUAUUAUUGGGUAUCCUUUCAACACUUAUGGUCAAAUUAGUAGUGAAACCUCUUAAAAGUAACAGAGUAUCUAAAAAUGUAGCGAUUCAAUGAGAAUCAGAUUAAGUGAAAUGAUUGUAUCAAUUUAUUAGCUGAGGUUUGUAACUAGUGGGACUACACCCAAACAGAAGAUAUUAUGCUUCUUACUAAGGGGUCUGUUAUGUACCCAAUAAAAAAUUGCAAUCUGGUUAAGAAUUAGAGGUAGAGAAAUGGUAAUAUAAUAGCUUUUUAAUCAUGGAGCUUAAAGGACCACUAUAGUGCCAGGAAAACAUACUCGUUUUCCUGGCACUAUAGUGCCCUGAGGGUGCCCCCACCCUCAGGGUCCCCCUCCCGCCCGGCUCUGGAAGGGGAAAGGGGUAAAAACUUACCUUUUUCCAGCGCUGGGCGGAGAGCUCUCCUCCUCCUCUCCGCCUCCGUUACGCCCCGCCGGCUGAAUGCGCACGCGCGGCAAGAGCUGCGCGCGCAUUCAGCCGGUCUCAUAGGAAAGCAUUUACAAUGCUUUCCUAUGGACGCUGGCGUGCUCUCACCGUGAAAAUCACAGUGAGAAGCACGCAAGCGCCUCUAGUGGCUGUCAAUGAGACAGCCACUAGAGGAUUAGGGGGAAGGCUUAAACCAUUCAUAAUUAUAGCAGUUUCUCUGAAACUGCUAUAAUUAUGAAAAAAUGGGUUAAGCCUAGAAGGACCUGGCACCCAGACCACUUCAUUAAGCUGAAGUGGUCUGGGUGCCUAGAGUGGUCCUUUAAGUAGCACUAGUGUAUACUGUGCCUUCGUGGGAACCUAAUCUUUGAGGUAAACUAACUAGCUCUAUCUUAUUAUGCUCCAUGAAAACGACUCGGUGCUCACAUUCAGCAAACAGACAGUCUAAAUAUCUGUUAGAUAUCGGAUUGAAUAUAGCAAUUCAACUUAGCAAUUUCUUCCAGAGGUUUCGCCACUCAGGCUCCUGAAGAUUUAGCCCUGGAAAGUAUAAAUUCACUCCCUGUGUGCAUGCUAUGUUUGCUGUGGCUGGUAAAUUUAAGGGCUUGGCUUGUAGCAUAGAAAAAAAUUUAAGCCCACAUAUAGGUAUAUACAAACUGCAGUGGUAGAAUGUACAGUCCACAGCAUCACCAUUGCCAAUGUUAAGUGUGAAGAUUAUCCGUAAGAGUUAGGGGGUACGGCACAUGAGGAUACAGUGUAUAAACUAGGGUACAGCACUGUAGUGAUGCUCUUGAUAAUGAAUGUUACUGUAUUGAUACUACUUUCUUGUGAACACAUCAUUGAAUUUGUUAUUAUGGUGGUCAACGUAUUUAACUCCCUGUUUAGACAACGCUAUUUUGAUAAUGAUUCCUGACAUCUGAGUCAUUUGCAAACACCUGUGCAAAUAAGGAAGAGGGGACACAUCUGGGCUAGCGGCAAAGAGCCGGGAGAGGAUGGCCAGACAAAAGAUUAUGUGUGAUGUGGCAUGUUUAUGUGUGAUUGAAUUGAGCUAAAAGUGUGUGAUGGGGGCUCUCAGGGCUUAAUUGGUACAGUGAAGCACCUCUACUCUUAUUUAAUUAGUAAACUGUUAGUUAAUCAAAUAAAUAAAUAUAUAUAUAUAUAUAUGUAUAUAUAUAUAUUAUGUCAGACAAAUGUACUUAUUUGUUCAGAAUAUACUGUUAAUAAUAGAACAUCCCUGCUUAUCUAAAUAUCUAAGAUGUAGAUUUAUUUUUAAUGUUAUGACAUAUUUAUGCAAACUGCAAGGGCUAACUGCCACUUCCCAGGAAUUUUAAAACAAUUUUAACUUACACCUAUAUUUAACAAAUUUGCAUUUGUGAUGUGCGAAAAAUAACAUUAAAUGUAGAAAUCUACACUUCUUUAGUCUACAAAUGGAAGCCUCCAUCUUAGUUCCCAUUUAAUCAUUGUUAAAAGCUCUGCCCUUUGCACCUCGUAGUAAAUACAUUGAAAGCAUACAGAAAAUGGAGAAAUUAAAUAUUUCUAUUACCUUCUUCAUUUGCAAUGUAAGAGAGCAUCUUAUAAAAAGGUUAUCAGUAGUUAUUUAGUAAAGGAACACUAUUGUCACCCAGACCACUUCAACUCAAUGAAAUGGUCUGAGUAAAGAGUACCCCUGUUUUUGAGAAACUGCUAUGUUUAUAUUGCAGUGUUAAAGGGACACUCCAGGCAUCCCUUUUUCGUAAGGAAGUCUUUUUCUAGAGUGAGGGGGUGUGGUUAAACAAGCAAUCUGCAAAUCAUUUAUUUGUUUUAUGCAAAAACUAUAAAGAUCUAAACAUGCAAAGAAGUACAGAAUAUUAAUGAGGCAAAUACCAGCGUCAUUGAUUCAAUGCUUUCCUAAGGGGAGGCCUAAUACACGUGUGGCACUCACCGCACAUGCGCAUUAGCACCCCUUCGUUGAGCGACUUCGGAGGUGGCAGAGCCAUGACCCAGUGCUGAGGGACAUCGACACUGGGAUCAGGUAAUUAAAUAAAGGAUUUUUUAACCCUUUAUUCACUGCGGAGGGGGGUGGAGGCAGAAGGAGCUAUAUUGCCAGCAAUAUAGCUUUGUAUUCCUGGCAUUACAUGAUCCCUUUAAGUUUUAUUCAAUGGUGUAAAUUCAAGAUAAGUGACUGUUCCACUUUAAAGUUUGCUGAAUUGCUGUAUGGAUUAACUGUAGGUUCCCACUGACUUAUUUUGUUAAAAUGCCAAUUUCAAGGGAAAUCUGCACUUUUGUAAAUCCCAUUAGUAUUUAACUUACAGGACAUUGAAUACAGUGGCAGGAAAUUCCAUGCUGUAGAAUGAAACUUAAUGGUAAGAAUUUAGUAGAAUACUACAUAAUAUUCAUAUGAAUUAGAGAGUAUAAUGCUCUUCUUAUUUUUAAAGGCAUCUGUUCAAUGUGACAGCUCAUCUUUUCUAGGCAAUGAAUUCUAGACAAAUACACCUAAAGCUCCCCACGUAUAUACAAUGUCUGAUGACUAAGGUCUGCUUUUUGUGUACGUGAUGGGGAAGCGGGGGCAAAAAAUGACUCUAUAGUGGUUACUAAACUUUAAAAUGCCUUGCUCAUUGCAGCCAUGAAGUGAGUCUGAUUUCCAAUUUUGCUCCAAAAAGAAUUAUCCUCUCUGACUCUAAAUGGCAAUGGGCUUUUAUUGUAAACUAUUUAUAUUAUUUACAAUGCUGGGUGAUUUGCUUUGCUAAAAUUUAGUCUAAUCCUUUAAAAUGCAGCCUUUGUAUUUUUUUCCAGUUUUGAAUUUUAUAUAUAUAUAUUUUUUAACUGGUACCCAUUGUUUACUUUGCAUUGCUUUAUUCAUGGCAAAGUACUACCAUUCAUUUGAAAAAACAUAAUCUUAGUAGAAACUUAUUUAGAAGCAUCUGUUACACCAUUGGAUGGAACAUAUAACAUUUACUUAUAACUUGUUUUGGCUUUGUGAUGAUAAGUUUUCGUUUAAUGGUCUAAACAAAAUAUUUACUUUUUUACUUUUUAAUUUUUUAACCAUAACGAGCCAAUGACCUAAAUCUCUCCAAUUUCCUAAUCAGUGCCCACCAAAAAUAUAUCUUAGAAUUAUCAUAGUGCUAAAAAAAAAAAAAAAAAGAAUAGUUGGUAAAGUAAUUUAGGUAAGUGUUAGAAAACAUAAGGAAAGAUAUUUCAAGGCACAAACAGGUGCCAUUAGGGGGGAAAGUGCUAAAUAAGGAGCAUUCAGCAUGGACACCAAUAGGACACAGCACCUGCGCUGGUAACUUUUUACAAUAAAUUUACUUAGUUUCUACUAACAUUUAGUUUGACUGUUUACUUGAAGAAUGAGGUUCUCAGAGGCAUCCAACAAACUUGUGUAAAUGACAUACUAGUACAAAAUGGAUCAUCAGGACAAUAUUUCCUGACAGCAGUUUGUAGGACGUAGUUGAUGAAGUGAUUAAAAGUUGGUUCUGUACAAUUGUACCCAUUUAUAAAAUGGUAUAGACUGUAUUAUUUAGACCAAGAUAAAAAAGAGGCACUGGUGUCAAUAGAGAGUAGCUAGGGGGACACAAGUCCCGAAUGUGGGUCCAGAUAGGCCUGGUUCUUUUUCUGCUUGACCUGCUCUUUCUCUCUGUCCCUUCCCGGUCUCCAUAGUGAGUCUAAGAGUCAACAAAGGAGAGUGAGAGACCAAAGAAGUGCAGGGCAUUGCUAAUACGGUAACUGGUUGUCUGCCUUUCCAUAAAACAAGAUACAGAGACAUCUUUUUAUUGUGUAUGCCUGUGUGUGUGCUUGUCUGUGUCUGUGUGUGUCUGGCACAAUGAUUGUGUAUAUGUAUAUCUGUGUAUGCUUGUCUGUGUCUGUGUGUGCCUGCCUGUGUCUGUCUGAGUAGGUCUCUGCCUUCUUGUCAGUGACUGUUUAUGUCUUUUUGUACCUGUGUGUCUAUCUGCGCCUGUGUAUGUCUGUCUUUAUGUGUUGGCACAUGUGUGCUUGUGCAUGUCUGUGUGUGUCUGCUCGCCAGUGUUUAUGCGUAUUUAUAUGUGUAUCUGUGUAAGUAAUUUUGGUCUGCCAAGAGGCAUGUUAAGCCUUGAAUUUGGUGAAGGUAGGGUGGAGAGUUGGGAAAGGGUCAUCUUUCCCCCCUAUUUUGGGGGUUAAGAACUGGGUGUUUUUAACCUUACCAAUCCCUGAAAACAUGGCUGACAAAGAAUCAUGGAAGUUGCAAUUCUGCAAUGACUGAUGAAAGAAAAACCACAAAUCAGACAAAGAAAAACACCUCAAUCCACUUUAACCAAAAAAGUAAAUUAGUCAGAUUUUUAUUCUUAUACAUUACGUUAUGCUUGGAUACACAAGGGGAGCACUGGAUCUACCCUGUAGUGUGUUUCGUACCUUAGAGACACUUCAUCAGAGACAUGCUAUGUGUUGACCAGUCCCGAGUGAAUACAUUUCCUGUCAUCAGUUAGGCAGGGUAUUGAUCAGUACUAAAAAUUGCUCCUGGUGGACCUCAGAAAACUGCUUCAGAUUUGUAGGUCCUCUGGAAUCACUUUAAGAGUAAACAUAAUGCUGUGAUCCAGAAACUUCAGACUUCUCCCGUGAGCCUGACUCAUCGCAUGGACUGUCUGGACGAUACCCAGAGCUGGGAACAAACAUGAAUCAGUGGAGUCCCUGAGGACUUGAAUAUUGCUGAACUACCACAUUUUAUAAAAAAGAUCCCUUAUGAAACCCAGACAGGCCAAAUUACUACUCCUGGAUGGAGUGUUUCAGGACCUAAAACCACUGGAGGCAUAUUCUACAGUCACUUGAGGGCUUAUUGUAAAUUCCACAUUAGUAUAGAUAAAACCACUUUUGGGAAUUCUGCUAGAAGCAAGACCCCUUCAAAUGUGAAGGGUCAUUACUCACCUCUUUUUUUUUUUUCUUGACCUAUCCAGGAAAAAGAAGACUUUUUUGUUUAGAGAAAAAGACUAUCUAACAUACAAUGUAUAUAGAAGUCAGUAAAAGGUUACUUGGCAAUCUAUAGAGAGGAUAACCCUAAUUGAAUAAUUUAUAACAGAUAAGAGAGAAACCCAAGAAAGGGGGUAACUCUCAAUAGAUUACACUUUAUAUUAAAGCCACUUUUUUGAGAGUAAAACACAUUAUACUUUUAUUAUUUAAGUUAAAAUAAGAACCAUAGAAAAUAUUUCCAAAAACAAACUGUGUUCAGUGUCACAACAAUGUGAUUAAAGGGACACUGUAGGCACACAGACCACUUCAGCUCUUUGAAGUGGUCUGGGUGCAAACUCACAUCACCCUUAACCCUAGAGUGGCAAUUAUUGCAGUUUUUAUAAACAUGUAAUGUUGUUCACUUCACCUGUCACUGGUUUUAUUGUUGCGGCUGAUCAGUGUAUGUGCAUAAAUCAUUACAUACCAAACAUUAUAUAAAGCAAAUUAUAUUAAUAUUGUAUGCACAUUGCCUACAGACAUGCCAUACAUAUUUAAGUGCAUUCCAUUUGUAUGUAUAUGUAAAGUGUGUGUGUGUGUGUGUAUAUACUUUGAAACAUAUGUAUUGGGUGUGAUAACCAAUAUGUCCAUCUAUAAAUGUCACUGAGAAUAAUUCUAUUUAUUUAAAGGAACUCUAUAGUGUUGGGAAUACAAACAUGAAUGCCAAACACUGAGUACCCCCUCAGAUUGGAGUUAAAAGGUAUUUUAUUUACCUUUCUAUCAUCAGUGUGCCAGUCUUGCUGUGACUGGCUUCACCUCCAUGGCUGAGAUCAUCAAUCUUGAUUAUUUCAGUGAAACCAAUUCUCUCCCAUAGCAUUUUGCGCUCCCUCUAUGAGUAAAGAGAAAUGUAUCCGGACUCCAGCAGAAAAGAUCAGGGGUAAGUCCAGAAGAUGUUUAAAAAUAAACAACAACUUUAUUUGACAAAAUAAGUAUAUAUAAAAUAAAUCCAGGUGGUAAAAAGACUUGACGCGUUUCACGUCUAAAAAGGCUUUCUCAAAAGUGUUCUUUUGAGAACACAUUUGAGAAAGCCUUUUUAGAAGUGAAACACGUCAAGUCUUUUUUAGUCCACGGAUUGAUUUUAUAUAUACUUAUCUAUAGUAGUAGUGGCUGAGACGGGGGUGUAUGUAUGUAGUUCAGAUAUUUAUCUCACGUUUUAAUCAGGCACCAUUUGUUAGGUGUAGGACAAUGAGGAGUAUCAAUUGUUUGGCCCAUCUGGCUUGUUUUUGUGUGGGGUAAUGAGAGUAUAUAAAAGUCACCUUCUAUGUUUCUAUGUUAGAUGUUGCUUUUUUAAUGGGGAGGAAGUCAUCCAAAUAGUGAAUGACUGAAGGGCAUCUACAUGCAUUAAGCAAUAAGCAGCACAAGGUUUCGACAAAGAUAUCAAAAUGUUUUGGGCUACUCUUAUAACCAAAAGUAAGCCGGGAGAAAAAUAAUUAUAUAGACCUCUCCACUUAACACCAUCUAGAUGCCAGAGUGAUGGGUGUAUGGGAAGUAGUUUGAAUGUGUUCACUAUUUCAGUUUUAUUGAGCCAAGCACCUACACUGGCCGUGAUGAUAGCAUUUAUGGCAUUGUCUAUGGUCACGUAUUGUAGUGAGAAUUUGUCAGAGGGAAUCAGGGAAUUUAAACUAGGAACUGUGGAGGAGUGGAAAGUUCUGCAAGUUUUUACCUGUAAUGAUUCCGAUUGGAUUUGUUUACCAGGAUAAGAAAGGGGGGAACUAAAAAGGACCCAAGAGAAAACUUUGUUCCAAUUCCUGCUGUAACAGAGUGUUGACAGUAUCGGGAUCUAAUAUGGCUUUUAGUUGGUUGUUGCACUUGACUAUGCCAGAUGGCAUGUAGAUUAUACCCGUGUGGAAACCUUGGGACAAUCCUGUUGAAUGGAAAUUUACCAACUGUGGUGAAUGGGGAUUUAGACAAUGGUUUAGAUGAACCAGCCACAUUUACAGAAGUCAAAUAAGGUCUGGGAUACAUUUUAUUAGGGCACAUGAAUUUAGUACAGAUUUGGUAUUUCCCCAGGAGUACUAUUGGACAAUGAACUUGUCCUUAAUAACUUUGUCAAUUCUGUUACAAGUGCUUGGAAGGGAUAGGUUGUUGGUAGUGACAUCAAAACUGCUGGGACAAACGGUCCGAUGUGUGGGAUGUAGAGGUACAAAUUGCACAGGCCAGCGUCCUGAGGCCUGCAAAGUCUGAGCAAAAGAGUUUGGUGUCCCAUUGACUCCAGUCUGUUUGUAUAAUGAACUGGGUCAGAGCUGCUGCUGCUGCUUUGGCCGAAAAAGAUCGGUGGUAAUCAUAAAACGCUAGGUGGGACAGGUGGUUUAGAAAUCACCAUAUUAUUUGAUCAUAUAGGUGGGCUCUAUUCCAUGUUAAAUUCUUAAAUACAGUGGACAUCAUACGUCAAGUUCUACAGAAAGAUGACAGGAUGUAUAUAAAAUUUAUCUAAAUUGAUUUGUUGAAUAGGGAUUAGAUGAAAGGGGCAAACGAAAAUCCUUCGUUCACACUUGGCGUUGAUUAUAAAGUCUUCCAGAUAACUGCAAUGUCUCCGCACUCAGAGGUAUUGGCCAGUUGGAAUGCCAUACCUCAGGGGCUUGCGGUGAAAGCUAUCCCAACAUAAAAGGGUAUUGAAGGCCGAUGGUUUCAUAAUAGGGUAGUCCGAAUUGAACCAUUUUCCAUAAUGGACAUUGUGAUGUCGAGAAAGCUAAGAGGGGAACCCCCAAAUUCUGAAGUAAAUCUAAAAUUUUCAUCAUUUUGAUUAAGAAUGGAUACAAACUUAUUGAACUCGUUGGGAGUACCUUGCCACACAAUUAUGUCGUAAAUAUAUUGCCGACAUCAUAAAAGGUUUGGAAAGAAUUCCCGUAGGGCCUCCAGAUGGUAAAUUUGUUUGCAUAUGAUAGAAAAAGGACCUAACUCAAAUAAUAUAGAAGUUUUAUUUCCUUUUGAAACAUUGUAUUAAAUGUACUUUACCAAACUGCUACCUUGAAAGUAAAAUUUGUAGUUGAAGUAAUGAUUGACACUAAAAGUGACCAUUUAUAAACAAUAUACCACAAGGACUUUUUCACUUAAUUACGUUGUUGUGACACUAAAAAUUGUUUUUUUUAUUAUUAUAAAAUUAUUUUCUUUGGUUUUUGUUUUAAUUGAAAUAAUAAAAGUAUAACGUGUUUUAAUCUAUUAAAGUGGCUUAAAUGUAAAGGGAAAUCUCUUAAGAGUUACGCCCUUAAUUGGGUUUCUCUCCUAUCUGUUCUAAACCAUCCAUGAAUACGGUCAUGUAGUGAAGAUCUCUUCGACCUGAAACCCAAGUAUUUCUUUGCAAGAAUAUUUUUGAUUGUACAGCUUAAAUGAUUAAUCGAGUUCCGCUGUGGGAUAUAUCUGAGGCAGACUCCUUUUUCUCAAAAUUGGGACUAGCAUUAGAUCUUGAUAUUACACCUUAAUUUACUAUCAAAUGUACUCCACAGAAGUAGGACUUGAAUAAGGUCUCUCUGUGUUCGUUUGUCCCAGCUGCUGCUGGGUUAUCAGUGGAAGAGUUCUUAACUGAAGAAGUGAUAUAAAUAAAUAUCCUAUUCCAUAAAGCCUUUUUUAUUCUUUUCAUCGUCUUCCCUUUAUAAUUUGCCAAAAUGCAUAGAAGUGUGAUGGCUGAUUACCAAUCAUAUAGUUCCCACUAGUUUAGGUCUAGGGAACCUUUGACACUCCUAAUGUUGUGGACUAUGUUUCCCUUAAUGCUUUGCCAGCAUUAUGGCUGUAAGAGCAUUAUGGUAGAUGGAGUCCACAACAUCUGGAGUGGUGAAGAUUGCCUACACCUGCCCUAGUUUGUUUCCUAUACCUCCAGGUACUGUAGUAUGACCAUGUUGGGUUAUGUAUCUUCUUUAUAUCUGUUCCUUGUCACAUUAUAUAACAUUUGCAGGUAUGUCCAUUAACUACUCCUAAAUCAUGAGAGAUGACAAUCUUAUGAUCAUGCUGCUGUUACGUGCUGCCAUUUGUUUAUUGUUCGGCACAACAAAAUUAAAGAAUUGCCAAAAAAAAAAGAAAACAUAAUCUAAACUACUCAUAUUGACUGCACUCGAAUUUCAUUGACAUUUGAAUACAAUCAACAGAUAUCAUAAGGUGAAGUAGCCAAGUCUGAAGUUGACAAAAGGCAAAGCUUCCAUUGUCAAGUUUUGUCAAUUUCAUUUGACCCUGCUCUUAACAGUUGUGGGGAACAGACAUGUUCUUUCCAAGUUUCUUAUAACAAGGGGAAGGGGAACACAUGUGACUUAUGUGUAACUGCGUAUUAUCAUUUUAAAUCUUAGUAUUCUUACAGGUGUAGAUAUACAACAGUUAGCAGUGUUUUUGUAAAUAUUUUUUUACUACUUUGACCCUUUCAUAUAUUUUUUCUUUUCAAUUUACAUGAUGCUCUUUCCACACAUUAGGUCUCCCCGACUUGAUUCCUGAUGCUCUGUUUAUCCAAACAUCCACCUACAUCCAGAGAGCCCCUCUUUACAGUCUGUGGUGUGCAGCUGAGGAAAACUGCCUGGCAAGGUGAGAAAUAUCUUCUAGUGAAGUGUCAUUUUGCUUAUAUUACUGAAAAGCAUAUUUAGCUAUUACAGAGUGAAUAAAACCCAAAACAAAUAUAUGAUCAAGCUCAUGUUUUAAAGGACAAUUGUCACCUCUAAAAUGACAGGGAGUGAAGCAUGGAAGUCCAUAGAGACUCAAUGUCGGACUCGGUUUUCAAUCACUGUCUCACCCAAGGUGUAUGCAUAUGGCUUAAAGAUCAUGUUGUAUACUAAAGGUUAAGUUGUACUUCAUUUGAAAAAAAUCUAUUUAUUUUCAACAAGUAAAGAAAUAAAUGACGGGAAGACCAAACAGGGUCUGGUGUCAAGGGGCCAGAAAUAAUACAAAUUAAGUUACAGCGCACACAUAAAAAUUAAUUUCUAAACGUUAUAAGGCUACUUAAAAUCACCUGUCUCAGCAAACAAAUAUGGGGAUUCAGUUCCACCAUAUGGCCAUAUUGUGUUAAGCUUGGGAGACCAAAUUAAAUAGUACUAGUGCUAAAUAUGCAAAAGUGUAUAUAAUUAAGCUAUUGUAAGAGGAUUGUGAGUGUAUAGAAUGCAACAUUAAUGUGAUAAAAUGGAAAGAGAAAUUAUACUACUAGGACAAAAGAAAAUGAUAUAAGUUUGGAGGAGUAAAGCUUAACUAGAAGUAUUGUCUUCCAUUUUAUGAGGCUCGAUCCAGGAAUCGGGUUUAAGUAAUCGUUGUUCAGAUCUGGGAACAGUCUGCCUACACCCACCUCGCUGGCACCCAAUGCACAGCUAUUUCUAUCUAACUCCUUUUUGUUGACCUACGUGUUCUACUUCAGCCACUUUUUUUGCUUCACAAAGAGUUCAGUUGUUUUUUCCUGACAUCUUUCCAACUGCUCCAGGGUUUUGUGUUUUUUGUCUUUGCUCUUGGUGCCUGUCACACUGCUGGCCAUUUUUUCAUAUUGAUAUGUAAGUUCCAGUUUGUUUAAAACCUCACUUUUAGAGGGAACUCGUACACUCUUCCAGUGAGAUGCUAUGCAGGAUUUGACUAUUGUGAGCAUAUUUAGAAUACCUGUUUUGUUGCGGUUUUCAUGUAUCCCAGGGAUCAUAUGUAGGAGGUGCGUCUCUGGACAGAAUGUAAUAUUUGUGUUGCAUAGCUCGUUCACAAUCACGUUAAUCAUGUUCCAGAACUGUGUCAGUGUUGUGCACUCCCAAAAUAUAUGUUUCAUAGUACCAACUUCAAGUCCGCACCUCCAACACUCAGAGCUAGCAGUGUUGUACAUACAGGAAAGUUUGUGUGGUACCAAGUACCAUCUCAUCAGUACCUUAGUGUAUGCCUCCCAAUGUGACAAGCUUUUAGAUGAUUGUUUUGUUUGUGUCAGUGCCGUCUAACACAUCUCCCUGGCCUGAGGGUUUGGUGCAGUACCUGGCAAACUAAGGAAGUGAAAAUUGUUCUAUGUGUGUUAUGUGUUAAGACUGAAUUAUAUGUUUAGUCCUUAAAUACGUAAUUCUAGUUGGAAUUCUGUCGCUAAGGUAGGAAAUGGUUUGAUGCCAAGACUAUCGCAUAUGUCAUUUACUCUUUCUAUGCCUCUAUCUUUCCAUGUGUGCAGUGGGAGGUCCCGGGACAGGGACAACAAUGUGAGAAUUGGCGCUAACGGAGGUAAUGAAGUAGGUGCGAUAAGUUUAUGUACCCAUCUUUUCCACGCUGGUGGUGUGACUGUAGGCGUUGUGUUGGUCCAAAGGAGGUGUGCAAUGUGCUGGGAACCUAUGCAGGCGUUUUCCAGUUGUAGCCAUAGAGGACUUUCAUGACUGGUUAUUAGAUGUAACCCCUGGGAUAAUAUUGUUGCUAUAUAAUAACUGCACACAUCUGGGAUGCCCAGGCCUCCCUUGCUGCAGGGUAGCCAUAAUAGGCGGUACGAUUCGUGGUGGUUUCCUUUUCCAGAUGUGAGCAUUUAUUGUUGCCUUUAACUGUUUCCACACUUUUUUUGUUAACAGGAUGGGAAGAGUAUGUGAUGGAGGAUAAUCAUUUUAAUGGAGUUUAUACACCCCAACCACAACACCUCCAUUCCUCCCCACCUGUCUAUCAUUUGGUUAAGUUUAUGUAUCAAGGGGAGGUGAUUCUCUUUUGGCAGGAGAUGGGAUGUUUUUGUAAGCGUUAUCUCCAGAUAAGAGGUGGAUGUGGUGCGCCACUCAAAUUUACGUGUGUCUUGCAGUGCUGUUUAUAGUGGUACGAGCAGGCCAAUAGGUAACGCUUGGGUUUUUAAGACAUUAUUUUUGUAGUAGGAUAUAUGUCCAUAUAGCUGUAAGAGAGCGUUCACAUUUGGGAUGGAGUUUUCUGGGUCCGCCAUAAACAAUAGAAUGUCGUCAGCGAAUAUUGACAACUUCUGUUCUCCCGCCGGGGUGGUAAAUCCUCCAAUUGUCGAGUUUUUUUUUAUGUAUCUAAUGGGGGUUCUAGACAGAGUAUGAAAAUCAGCGGGGAAAGAGGGCAGCCCUGACAUGUACCAAUGGAUAUGGGAAAAGCAGCAGACAUGAAACCUGAACUGAAAACUUUUGCGGUGGGGUUUGAGUACAGGGCUAAAAUACUUGUGAGAAAGGCGCCUGAAAAACCCAUUUUGGCCAGGGUCAAUGCCAUGUAUUUCCAGUGCAGGCGAUUGAACGCUUUUUCAGCGUCAAAUGCUAGAAUGCGUCCAGCCUGGGAGCUUGUUUUCGCCCAGUCAAUCAGAUUAAUGAAGUGUCUAGUGUUGUCGCUUACUUGCCUUCUUGGGACAAACCCUGGUUAUUCUUCUGAUACGAGGUCGGUCAAAAUUGGUUUAAUUUGUGUAGCUAAUAGCUUCGCAUACAGUUUGAAAUCUGCAUUGAGCAGGGAUAUUUCUCUUGGAAUUUUUCCUGAGGCUUUAAAGUUGUUAAAGGUCUUAGUUAGAUGUGGUGUUAGGUGUCUUUCUAGUUUUAUGUAAUAUAAGUUGGAGAAGCCAUCUGGGCCUGGAGCUUUAUUUUUUGGUAGAGUACGGAUGGUUGCUCGUAUUUCCUCUUCCGUAAAGGGAGCAUCCAAUCCCAGGGAUUGUGUUUGAAAGAUGGAAGGUAAGGUGAUUCUCUUAAGAAAUCUUCAGAAAAAUGCUGUUCCCAACAGAGUUAGUUUAGGGUUUGAACAAGGUCCUGGUACCUGAGCUGGUAUUCAGUCUCCCAAUAAUUAUAAAGAUGACCCUUAAUGUUGUACCUACAUGGCUGAGGUUAUUUGGACCAAUGAUGCCUUGGUUGGUAGGAGCAGAUAUAUGCAAAUUAACAGAUAAACACAGUUAAACCCAAAGAGGACAGCCACACACUCUCAACACACUCAUGUCACAAGUGUAUAUUUACCCACUCUCAGUGUGAUGCUGGGUUUAGGGGAGGGCAGUGAGGUUUUCUGUCCAAUGAGUCAGUGUAGCUGUCUUAGACUUCGACUGUCUUUGACUUUUCCACAUUUCAUGGAGUAAACUGAAUUUUUGCUCAAGUCUGGUGUUACAGGUCCAUUAUCGCUACUAUUUGAAUUUGAGAAACAUGGGGAUUCUAAAUGAAAUACCCAGCUGCCCUAAUGGAGUGCUGACACAAUACUGCUAUAUGAAAGCUCUGGUUUUCCUGUAUAAGCUUUAAAAACAUUAAUUCCUCGUGUGGCAGACAAUUGGUCUGCUGAGAGCAGGAAUGCAAAACAGGUAAAUGAUAAAAUGGUCAUUUGCAGGUUUUGCAGGCCUUGACAACUUCAUAAGUCCACAACUUUUGGGAUGUGUCGUUGGAAGGAAUGUUAAAAACAAAACAAAAAAACAUUAAGAAGAAAUUUAAGAGACUUUAAAAGGGGAAGAUUGGAUGAUGGAGAGGAUUACUAAGGAGGAAGAUAUAUACUGUUAAAUACCAGAUAUGCAUAAAUAAAUAGAACUCCUCACAAGAGAUACAAGAGAGGGGUAGAUAAACUACUCACAGAGUUCUGUAGAGAAUAACAGGAAUGAGCGGAAUAUAUGGCCGUGACCAACGAUACUUUCUGCAAAAUGUUUUGUUAAUGCUAAAGUCUUGUGUUGAAGAGAAGCCACAAAGACUGUAAUUAUAUUAUUUAUUUCUGAGAUGAAAAUAAUUAUUUUUGGUGGUGUUGGUUGAAGAAACACUGAAAAAAAGUAUUGCCACACAUAUACAAUUUAGACAUAGCAAUAUAUCUAUAAAGGGCGCAUGCUAGACCAGCUCCUGAGCAAAGCUUGUAAAAUACGCUUAUUAUACCUGCUACCUGCAGUUUUCCACCGCACAAUAUGACUUAUUGCAUAAUGGGUGUGGUGUAUUAGCAAAAUAUAUAAAUUAUGUCUGCAUACAAAACAACAACAACAUACAAAUAAUGACACACAAUCUAACUAACUAAAACAACAACAACAACCACAAUCUAAAUAACUGACAAUAACAACUAAACCUUAUAAAGUCAUCAGUCCCCACUCACAGUUCACCAUGAUAAAAAUUAGCUCAUGUUUGCUCACGUGUCUGCUCAGUAGCACGGCCAAGAAGGAACAGGGAGAAAUGGAGAUAGAGGGAAGUGGUUAUCUCUUUCCUGACUUGUAAAGGUAUCAAAGGAUAAAGCUUAUCCCCCUGUAAUAAAGGCAUAUAUGAGCUUGGUCACAUGACGCCUGGUCACCAUAUUAGUUUGAUGACAGAAUUAUUAUUAUUUAUAUAGCACCAUCAGAUUCCCUAGCGCUCUACAAUGGGUGGACAAACAGACAUGUAAUUGUACCCAGACAACUGGAUGUACAGGAACAGAGAAGUGGAGGGCCCUGCUCAAUGAGCUUACAUUCUAGAACAUGGGUCGUCAACCUGGUCCCUACCGCCCACUAGUGGGCGUUUCAGGAUUCCAGGUGGGCGGUAGGGAUUUCCUCAGUUUCAGAGAUUGGGUGGGCGGGUGCGUCCAAGGGAUUGCCGUCCAAGGGGUCCAUCGGGUGGCCCAUGCUGUCAGGGCCACCCAAUGGAUGUGGAUUGUAAGGGGCCCGAUCAGCACUGGGCGCUUUAACAGCGCGACCGGGCCCCCUGUUAUUACAUUACACGCUGGGAGGAAGUGACUGCACGUCACUCCUCCCAGCUAACACACAGACCGCGCGGGAGGAAGACCAGGGAGUCAGAGUAGGAACUCUGACUCCCAUCCACCUGAGCCACCACUGGACCCCAGGGAAAGUCACCCUCCUGCACCUUAAAGGUAGGAAACAGGAGGGUGACUAAAAUAUUUGGUGUGUGUUUGUUUGUGUGUAUAAAUGUGUGUAUGUAUGUGUGUCUUGUCUUUGUAUGUAUGUGUUGUGCGUGUAUGUCUUUGUAUGUAUGUGUGUCUUAUGUAUGUGUCUUUGUAUGUGUGUUUUGUGUCUGUCUGUAUGUGUGUAUGUGUCUAUGUAUGUCUUAUGUGUGUGUGUGUCUGUAUGCGUGUGUCUGUAUGUAUGUGUGCCUGUCUGUUUGUGUGUAUGUGUCUUGUGUGUCUGUAUGUGUGUGUGUCUGUAUGUAUGUGUGCCUGUCUGUUUGUAUGUAUGUGUCUUGUGUGUGUGUGUCUGUAUGUAUGUGUGCCUGUCUAUUUUUUUGUAUGUAUGUAUGUGUGCCUAUCUGUGUGUCUGUAUGUGUCUUUGUGUGUGUGUCUGUAUGUGUGUGUCGUGUGUGUGUCUGUAUUUGUGCCUGUAUGUAUGAAUGUGUGCCUGUCUGUUUGUAUGUAUGUGUGUCUUUGUAUUUGUGUCUUGUGUGUCUGUAUGUAUGUAUGUGUGCCUGUCUGUUAUAGUGGGCUAUAGUAAGUGGGCUACCUAGCUCAGCCUUCCUACUGGGCAUUGCUAUAAGGAAGGUUACAAAAUAUGAAAAAGGGGUAAAAAAAGGUGGGGAGGGAGAGGAGAUGAGCUGACGCACGGAUGAGAAAUCAUAUUAUGCGCAAACAGAGAAGUCGUCUGAAUAUCACCGAAAGAAGAGACCUUUGUUUGUUCCUUACGAAAAUCAAACCAGAUAUUAAAUAUUUAGUCUCGCAGGAUCAACCUCAAGGUACUCAUUAAUCACUAGUAAAGGUAAUUUCAAUUUACUUUAUUGUUUUCUCAUUAAACUUUAUAAAGUAAAAAACAUUAUAAACAUGCAUUAAGUAGAAAUAAAAAGAUACCUGUACGUACAUUUUUUUUUUUUUAACACCCUCCUUUCUAAAAAAUAUUCUGCACUUGCGCGAAAAAUGGUGGGCGGUAAAUAAAUUUUUCCAUCAAGAAAGAUGCAUUAGUGGGAGGUAGGUAGAAAAAGGUUGGCUACCACUGUUCUAGAGAGAGUGGGGUAUGGUGACACAAAGGGUGAAAGUAAGGAUACGAAGUAGGUUGUUAGAAAAGGGCUUAUUAGGUAAUUUUUGACAGUUGCAGAAGAGGAGUCAUGAGGGAUGGGGGAUAAAAACCUGCUAACAGUUUAAUUGAUAUGCUUUCUUGAAGAAGUGAGUUUUCAAUAAUUUUUUGAAUGAGUAGAGACUGGGUGAAAGUCUUACGGAGAAGGGAAGGGAGUUCUACAGAAGAGGUGCAGCCCUGGAGAAAUCUUGGAGGCGAGCAUUAGAAGUGGGCGUCACCACAGUGGGGAUCCUGGGAAAUUGGUUGGUAACAGAACCGGUACUUCCCUGACUUAGGUUACCAACCCUAAAUUUUUUGCGGCCUACAAGCCUGACAGGCGUCGGAGGGAAUGCCACUCUCCAGACGACACAUCCUGUUACACUGAGCGGAUUUCUGCACUCUCCUCCCCCCCUCCCCCCGCCCCUUUGGACUGGUGGGGGUUAUCCCGGUCCCAGGAGAUCUCCCACUGCAACUUUUCAUACCUGAUCGCUCAACUGCAAGCCUCAGACACACCACCGCCUGCAACACAAUAGAUCACUCUUAAGGUGUGGUCAUCUGACAGGUUGGAGUGCCUUCCUACGUGCAUAAUGGAUCCCAGGAGAACAUGGCACCAUUGUUCUCUCAAGGCCUGAUGGGCCUGCAGCAUGGCCUCUGGUGGCUUGGGGCCCUAAAGGAACCUGGGAUUUUGGGACUCUGGCUCUUCUAACUCCUCGGGAUGGAGGCUGCUGUACAUGAGGGGAUUUGGAACACUCAGCUGAGGGUCUCUUAUCAGUGCUCCAACGCUACAUAUGCCUACCCACAGGAAACCUUCCUCCAAGAGCCCAGCAGUCUACUCGCAUUUCGGUUAUUGGAUGAAGGCGCAUUAAACCAACUGUGAAAGUCCUCCGCACAUGCUUACGUUUCCUCCUGGUUAAAUGCCAAGUGGUGGACUCCUGUAUUGUAUUAGGUUUUUCUUUGUUCUCAUUUACUAUAGCAGCCCUUUGUUUUUUCUAUAGGAAAAAUUUAAAUAGCAUGUUUCACAGUGUCCAUACAUAACCCUAUCACUCAUAGGCUUCACCAUGUCUAGUGCAUAUGUUGUUACUGUGUUGUGUAUGCCUAGUGGACCCCUUCAUUUAGCCUGACUAGUCUAUUCCUGACUAAGCAUGUUUUCCUUAACUACUCAUGCACUAAGCCUGUGUGUUUUUUACUUUUAUAAAAAUGUGCAAUGUCUAUAUCUGCCAUGUAUUAUUAUCACUAUGUAUGCUAUCAUGUCACUUGUUCAUGCUGUUGUGGCUUGUUAUCACUAAUUUGCACCGAUAAUAAAGAAUAUUUUAAAAAAAAAGAUAUUUAUCUAUAAAAAAGCUCAGAGAGGUAGAAAUUAUAUUAAAUCACAAUAAAUAUUAAAGAAUUGAUUCAAUUAUUAUACCAAUAUAAAUCAUUGUCUGGAUAGUUUUAUUACUCACGACACAUUUUUAAUGUAUAUGUCUUCAAAAUCACCUUAUACAUUUUCCUGUCCUGUUCCCUAACUUCAUCCUUCCACUCUUCUCUUCUUCUCUUUCAGUAGCUCAUAUGUCAGUAUUCCUAUGUAAUUUCUACCUUUCGCUUUAAUUCUUACUGUAUUAAUGCCAAGUCCAGGCUAACUUUGGGCAUUCCAGCUAUUCUGGAUUGCAUAUCACAGGACGUACACACAGUAAUGCAGUGUCCUAAUUACUACUUGCUUCUCCAUGUUCCUCAUUCAGGUCUGCUUACACCUCAAGUGUCUCUGAGCUAUCUACACGGGUGUUGCUACGCUUUCCGCAAAGGGUUAAGAACCGUGGAACCGCAGACUUCCUACCAGUAAAACCACAACAUGCUUGGGAAUGGCACAGUUGUCAUCAGUGAGUACCUUUUCCUUUCUGGACGUGGUCUAUUGUUCUUUGAUCUAGAUAACUUUUUUUUUUAAAUCUCCCACCCAGGCAUUAUCACAGUAUGGAUUCCUUUAGUCACUAUGAUCUUUUGGAUGCUGUAACCCAUCGUAAAGUGGCUGAAGGUCAUAAGGCUAGCUUUUGCUUGGAAGACACAACAUGUGAUGUGGGAGUAAGACGUAGAUAUGCUUGCACUGCACACACUCAGGUGACUUUCAUUCAUGUGUAUAUGCUUAAAUACUGAAGUAUUUUGAUCUUGUGCAGAAUCUUUGGGGUUGUUUUUUUCAACAUGUUAUAAACAAUUUGGAACAAUAUGGAUGCCAAAGCCACCUUUGGGUAGACAUGCAUUUUAUUCUAUACAUUGUGCAGACAAAAUUGCUGGCAAAUGUGUUGAUUGGAAUAUAUACUUACCUGACUUCCUUCUACUGCAACAUCCUUGUCUAUCGUGGACACUGGGCAGGGUACCACUGCUUCCAUGAAAUGAGUGGAAUCCUAUAACAUUUGGCCAAGAAUUGUGGAUUGUUUCAGUGGCAUUUGGGAGUAAGAUAUAAUAAUCUGACAUUGGUCGUUUUUACCGCCACUAUGUGCUAUAGGCCUAGCUGUAAAUGGCCCAAAUUACAAUAAUUUUUUUGCAAUACAUGCCAAACUACCAAAAAAGGUUCAAGAAUAUGUUUAUGUAAAAUAUCAAUAUAAAAAGUAUAGUGCUUACCAAAAUAAUCACCAACCUAAAUUAAACCAAUCUUUCUGAUAAAUAUGAAUAAAACAUAAACUUCAACCCAAAAAGUGCUACAAUAAAACACAUGUUCACAAUUACGUUAUACAAUAUAUACAUAAAGUGUAUCAAAAGUGCUAAUCACAUAUGCUAAUCUUAAAGGACCACUCUAGGCACCCAGACCACUUCAGCUUAAUGAAGUGGUCUGGGUGCCAGGUCCAGCUAGGGUUAACCCAUUUUUUCAUAAACAUAGCAGUUUCAGAGAAACUGCUAUGUUUGUGAAUGGGUUAAGCCUUCCCCUAUUUCCUCUAGUGGCUGUCUCAUUGACAGCCACUAGAAGCGCUUGCGUGCUUCUCACUGUGAUUUUCACAGUGAGAGCACGCCAGCGUCCAUAGGAAAGCAUUGUAAAUGCUUUCCUAUGCGACCGGCUGAAUGCGCGCGCAGCUCUUGCCGCGCGUGCGCAUUCAGCCGGCGGGGCGGAACGGAGGAGGAGAGAAGGAGGAGAGCUCCCCGCCCAGCGCUGGAAAAAGGUAAGUUUUUACCCCUUUCCCCUUCCAGAGCCGGGCGGGAGGGGGUCCCUGAGGGUGGGGGCACCCUCAGGGCACUAUAGUGCCAGGAAAACGAGUAUGUUUUCCUGGCACUAUAGUGGUCCUUUAAAGACAAUGUAUUAUAACCCAAAAAUCCACAAUCCGCCUUAAAGUGCCUCCAAAAAAAAGGUUUCACAGGAAAAAAAAUUAUAAAGAUUUAGCGCCUUUUUCAUUUCCUUUUAGCAUGUAUACGUAUUAGUGUCAUAUUUAAGGUGGCACCGUUUUUUAUCCGUGACUCAACGAUCUAUUAUGCUGAUGGCGUUCAUACAUUUUCUGCCCACCUUAAACAACAUACAAAACAACUAUUAACUUGCUUAUAAUGUCUUGGUUGGGUUGUAACCCAUGAAAUCCUAAGUUGUAAUAGUGAUAAUGCAAACUUAGUGAUUUAUGAAAAAAGGAAUAUCAACAUGGGGGGAGAUUUACUUCACAUCUUAAGACACGAGAAGCAAAGUUCACCAAAAUAUAUAAUAAGGUAAAAACAAUAGUUCAAGUUCAAACUUGAAAAGGCUAAGAAGGUGUUGGUGGACUCUGGGACACAUAACCACUUUGUUGACAUGUAGCGGUUUUAGUGCUUGGAGUGGUCCUUUAAUAGAUAGUUAAAUGCAUAUCACAGCUGUCCUAUAUAAAACAAGACCUGCACUAAAAAUUAUUGGAAUAGAGAAUUUUAAUGGUGAAAGCGUAAAAUUUUCAAGAUGAUCUGAAACUUGUAGGAAAAUAUGGCCUUAACUUCUAUGUCAUAAUCUAAAUCUGAUGGAACAAAUAACACACAAUAAUUAUAGUUUUGUGACUUUACUAUAACAUAGAUGCAACAUUUAUUGUUGAGUAUUUUUUUUACUAGUGCUAUGUGCCUACUCGGCUACUUUAUGAUCAUGUUUUUAGGAUACACAAUAUGGAUGCAUAUGGAUAGGCUGGCUCGUUGUAGUCUGUUUAAGACUGAUAUCAAGCUCCGUUUUUGACACCCAUCUGGGGUACUUAUAUUAAGCAUGACCAUUCUAAGGAUUGGUAAGAUCCAUCUAUCCUUUUUCUUGACAUGUCCUAUUUUUUUCAAGUCAGGUUUAGGUAGUGUCAUUAGGAGUAAGACAUUUAGCAGAAAUGAACAAACUUUCCUCUAGCUCAAAUUCUGUUAAUGGAAGUGUUUUAUUGGCAUUUUCUACCCACACAGACCCCAAAAUCAAAUUUUUUCGGGUUCUUGGAAAUCUCUUCUUAGUAAGGCAGAUAAAUCAAUGUUCUUCGUUAGAUUAAAUUAUCUCAUCCUUUAAAAUUUAACUAUAUAAUUGUAAGACUUGUAUCCUAUUCCUCCAAAUGUGGUCCAAAAUCACAUCAUGUGUCUUUCUGAGUAAAUCAACAAUGUUACUUCCCUAAUAAACAAGCAUAGAACAACCUAUCUCAGGGAUGUUCGUGGCUCUUAGAGGAACAAGGUCCUGUUUUAUGCAGAUACACAGGAAUCUAGAAAGCCAUUGGUUACUUUAAAAGUCAUUUACAGGAGACGUUGAUUGAUUUCAUGUUUCCCAUGCACAUUUUACUCGUGUCGACUGAAAACCAACAACAAUUUAUACAGAAGACCAUUCCAUAUCUUGUGUGGUUUGUCUCUGAUAAAAUGCAGUCCUAUGUGCCUUUCACUAUUCGGAAGCCAACACAUUAAUUAAAAUCGACACCCAAACAGUGGACUUAUCUUUAGUUCACUACAUUUCAAAACUUCAAACCAUCUUCUGUAAAUCUAUAAAAUAAUAUUGAUGACGUUUGACCCACUCUCUUCUUCCCUCACAUGCUUUGAACUCAAUGUCAAGAUGUGCAGGACAUAAACAAUAAACUAGAAGCUCUUAAAGAUACAAAGAAAACAAGGGGGAUGGAGCAGCACUGAACAAUAAAAUAGAAGAGGCAGCACACCUGAAUGGUGAAUGGGACAAACAAAGUAACAGAUCUAAAAAAUCUCUAAAAAUACAAUGAAAAAUAGUCUUUAGUGCAGUCCAGCUGACACAGUCUUAGAAAUAAUAAUAAUAAUCCACCUUCCAAUUUUCAUAAAGUGCUUGUGGAACAACUUCAGUCAAGAGCAGCAUAUAAAAGAAAACACAAACCAAAAAGAACAAAUAGUGCAAUAUGGUAGUAUAAUAUAUAGCAGACGACACAAAGGUCUAAGAAUGCCAACUCACAUAUGAUAGAGCUGUAACCAGCUCUGGGUAAAACAGCGUGCAGUGGUAUUAUAUCCCCUCAGGCAGUAGUUCACAGCAGGAUGAUGAUGAGGCGAACAUAUGGAAUGACAAUAAAAAGGCCAAUAGUGCUCUCUAUUGAGGUAAAUAUAAACGCAUAUAACAGAAAUAUACUUAUGUAAAGCAGACUAACUGUUCUAUGUAUCAGGCGUAGGUGGUAUAAUCUCUAGGAUUCUUUAUACGGUGAUCAGUAGAGAUGUCUGAAGGUAAGUUCAAAUGCCAGGUAAAAGCAAAAAGAGUAGAAUGCAGGAUGACCGAUUACUCAUGCUUCCCCAUUUGAAAUUCUUGUAUUUAGAAAUAAAACCUUCUGAUUUGGAGUAGACUACUUGCUUUUACUUAGCAUUUGAACUUACCUUCAGACAUCUCUACUGACUACCGUAUAAAAAAAUCCUAGGUGGUGAUUAUACCACCCACACCUGUUACAUAGAACGGGUUUAGUCUGCUCCAACUACUGUAAGUAUAUUUCUAUUAUGUGCAUUUAUACUUACUUUAGUAGAGAUCACUAUUGGCCUUUUCUUGUCAUUCCACAUGUUCCACCUUAUCAUCAUCCUGCUGUGAACUACUGCCUGAGGAAUAGCCUGCAAGUGGGGAUAUAAUACCACUGCAUGCUGUUUUACCCAGAGCUGGUUAUAGCUCUAACAUAUGUGAGUUGGCACUUUUAGACCUUUGUGUUGUCUGCUGUAUACUACACUACCAUAUUGCACUAUUGGUUCUUUUGUUUGUGUUUUCUUUCAUAUGCUGCUAUUGAGUGAAGUCAAGCACUUUAUGAACAUUGGAAGAUGGGUUAUUAUUAUUUUUAAGACUGUGUCUUAUUACCUGGUAUUUAUUACUUUUUAUCUUUGGACUGUACUAAAGACUAUUUUUCAUUGUAUUUUUUGAGAUUUUUGUAGAUCUCUUAGUUUGUUUGUCCUCUUUAGUGCAACCUGUCCUCUCUUUAAGAAGCUCUUAAAGGGUUACUUUAACCCUUUGGUAAAAUGCCAUAUUGGGCACUGUGGAGGAGGCCCCCUACCCCUCCAAUUGCAAUGAAACCUGAAAAAAAGUUUAAUAUUACAUCCAGUGCCAGGUAAUGCUCCCAUUGCUGAUUGUCACACCCCGUCUUCACGUCAUUGGAGCCAUGUGCAGACUAAUCACAGGCUUUUCAUGUGUGCAUUCCGGACCGGCGAUGGAGAGCCUGGACAUUUUCUUUUAUUUUAUAUCUAAACGCAAAUAUGUCAUUCCAGGGACUGAGCCCAGGCUGUUAUGACACAUACCAUGCCAAUAUUGACUGUCAGUGGAUUGAUAUUACUGAUGUUCCUCCUGGAAGGUAUAUACUUAAGGUAAGCACUGAAAGCUUGCACUAUUUGUUUCACAGUUUACUUUUGUACUCUCUCUCUUUAUUGUUUGUGUAUAUAAUGUGUCAUGCAUUUAAAGAUCUUUCUGCUUUACAGGUGUCUGUGAAUCCAAAUUUCCUGGUCUUGGAGUCAGAUUUCACCAAUAAUGCUGUGCAAUGUGACUUGACUUACUCAGGGAGCCAUGUAUUAACUCGAAAUUGUCACCUUUCCAGGUACUGGUAUUAUAUUGUACAAUGUUCUAGGCCAGGGAUAGGCAACCUUCGGCACUCCAGAUGUUGUGGACUACAUUCCCCAUAAUGCUCUUACACUUAUAAUGCUGGCAAAGCAUCAUGGGAGGCGUAGUCCAAAACAUCUGGAGUGCCGAAGGUUGCCUAUGCCUGUUCUAGGCUAUGGUAGUGUUGAAAACGCCUUCCCAUUGGCAUGGAGCAAAAGGGUAAAAGUGGGGGGUGAGUAACAAACUGGCGAUGAGAAAAAGGGAAAAAAUAAUAAUAAAUUAUAGCUAUGUAGGCCACUCUCAGGACUGUGGAAUGCAUAGGUAUAUAUAGGGGGGCCUGACAAAUAUUCCCAAUGUCUCCAUCCAUUGGGAAUGUGUGAGGGGUGAAAAAAACCAGAUCAUAUGAGCAGGUCCUAGCUAAAAAGCACGAGGAUUACAGUAAACAAAAUGUUACAGACCCCAUACAUUAAAUAAUUUAUACACACCAACUACAGUGUUAUCAAAAGGGGAUAUCCUCAUACUUUUUUCCCAUGGAAAUAUGCGUCUUUUAAACAAAAAUGUGUAAAAAGUAAAACUUUUUUUUUAUGCGAGCCUAACUCCUUACCUAAAAUGUUGGGGCAAGCUCCUUUGAGGGUCCCUCUUCAGCUACUGGUCCACUUUGUCUGUCAUGUUAGGCUUUGUCUGGUAAACCUAUUGUACAACACUGUGGAAUAUGUUGGCACUAUAUGAAUAAUUGAAAUUGGGUAAUUAGUUCUGGACAGAAGGAAUAUAAACCAGGAUACAGAGCGAGAUGGGAACCUGAUGGGGAAAUAUGGUAUCCAGUAAGGCAAGAGAUAAAAGGUUGAGUUAUGAAUCAAGUUGUAUGUCUUAUCAAUCAAGUUGUAUGUAUGCAUACAAGGAGGUCUGGUGCAUUACAUGUUUAUGAGGAACACUAGCUUGUGAUAGUGCAGUUACCUCCUCAUUUUGUGGUUUUGUGUCAAAUAUAAAUAUUGCUAUGCAAUUUAAUUUUGUGCAAGGGAAAUGUGACCUCCUGUGACUAAUUCAAAAUGUAAACUCUUUUCUCCAGCAUUUGACACCUGAUGCAAGUUGUAUCCGAACCCUGACUGUCAUACGGAAGGGAGUGUUUGUAAUGUCUACAUCCAACUUUCCAGAGGAAUGAAACGUCAAUACAAAAGAUUAUUUAUUUUGUGAUCCACAGAGCACUCUGUACUUUGAAUGUGUGUUUGUUUUUUUACCAUCAAGCCAAAUUAUAGUUAAACCAAAAAUGAUCUUUGGUGUUACCAAAUUGAUUAAAUAUUCUAUAUUAAUGCCAAGAUCCUACAAAUAUUAUCCCAUGCUUUCUUUAUCUGUUUAAUUUAAUCGUUUGGUUUUUGUUUAUUUCAAGAAAUUCUUUUUUUUUUCUUGUCUCACAAAAUGCAUUAGAUUUUCCCAUAGAUAUAAAAGUAAUAAAAAGAGCAAGAAUAAUACUUAAGAAUAUAAGACCAGAAUAAAAGAUUUUAAAUGCGUCCUUUCGUUUACUCUGAUGCCUUAUUUUAGGUGUUUUUUUAUUUAGCCACAAUGUGUUGAGUUGGCCUGAAGCUUUUCAAACAUUUUAUUAUUAGUAUGUAUUAUUUUUUGAUCCACAGGACACUUUGUAGUUUGUAUGUUUGUUUUUUUGGUUGGAUUUUUUACCAUCAAGUCAAAG
Messenger RNA from Pelobates cultripes (western spadefoot toad), 28403 nucleotides. Lineage: Eukaryota; Metazoa; Chordata; Amphibia; Anura; Pelobatidae. The record is from the annotation of a GenBank genome assembly.